CGGCGGGGGCGCGGCCGCCGCUCAGUUCCUGCCCGCGCGCGGGCGGGCGGUGUCGCCGGUCGCGACAGAGCUGAAGAAACAAAUUGAUCUACAUGUGCCUCACUGUCCAUUGGAAGAAUGACAGAUGACAAAGAUGUACUUCGAGAUGUGUGGUUUGGGCGAAUACCGACCUGCUUCACUCUGUAUCAGGAUGAGAUAACUGAAAGGGAAGCUGACCCCUACUAUUUGCUUUUGCCAAGGAUAAGCUACUUGACACUGGUAACGGACAAAGUGAAGAAGCACUUUCAGAAAGUUAUGAGACAGGAGGAAGUUAGUGAAAUAUGGUUUGAAUAUGAAGGUACACCACUGAAAUGGCAUUACCCAAUUGGUUUACUCUUUGAUCUCCAUGCAUCAAAUACAGCCCUUCCUUGGAGCAUCACAGUGCAUUUCAAGAAUUUUCCAGAAAAGGAUCUUCUACACUGCCAUUCUAAGGAUGUGAUUGAAGCUCAUUUUAUGGCUUGUAUAAAAGAAGCAGAUGCUUUAAAGCACAAAAGUCAAGUCAUCAAUGAAAUGCAAAAAAAGGAUCAUAAGCAAUUGUGGAUGGGAUUACAGAAUGAUAAAUUUGAGCAGUUUUGGGCAAUAAAUCGAAAACUCAUGGAGUAUCCUCCAGAAGAUAAUGGAUUUCGAUACAUCCCAUUUAGAAUUUAUCAGGCAACAACAGAGAGACCUUUUAUACAGAAGCUAUUUCGACCAAUUGCUUCAGGAGGACAGUUGCAUACUUUGGGAGACCUGCUAAAAGAUGUGUGUCCUAGUGCUAUCACCACUGAAGAUGGAGAGCAGAAGACUCAAGUGAUGAUUCAUGGAAUUGAGCCAAUGCUGGAAACACCCAUUCAGUGGCUAAGCGAACAUAUGAGCUAUCCAGAUAAUUUUCUCCACAUUAGUAUCAUUCCCCGACCUACUGAUUGAAACUCAGCUGUAUUCCUAUGAGGAUCAUUCUCAAGCUGGAAUUCUAAGGGCAUGUCAACUUCUUGCUUCUGUCAGUCUUGACAGAGGCAGCCUGACCAGAAAAAAAGAAACCAACAAAAAGCCGAAACAAAACAAGAAGUCCUCACUGCUGUAAGCCAAACAGGAAGAGAGAUCCUAUCAUCAGAUAAGGGCAAUUGGGCUGAUCUUAUUUUGCAUCACUGCUGCGUUUGUUCACUGCUGUAAUUAAAUCAGUUGCGAUAUGAAAGAAUUUACAGGACUUCUGCAAGUCUGCUGUUUUCUUGUAAAAUAUAAUGAAGCUGAAACUGUCAGCCGAAGAGCAAAUGGAAAUAUGCCACUUGAUUGUAUUUCUGAUUAACAAAUAAACAGGGCUGUUUCCUAAAGAGGUAGUGUUUCAGCUUUGAGGGUGGAAACAUUGGUUUAAUUUUCUAGAAAGUUAGACACUGAGAGAUUUGGUUACCAAUAGCUUUUUGUAAAAGAUCAAAUUACUGUAAAUCCAUCUUUCCUUAAUGAGAAGUUCAUGUUUACAGUAUAUGUAUUGGUAUGCAAAUGAUCUUUUAACUUUGAUAACAAGCAGUGAGAGAUUUUAAAAUAAGCCUGUGAGCAUGUUUUGUCAGUUAAAAACAUGCACAACUUAAUAAUUACAAAUACUCUUGAUUUGUAUGCUGUCACUGAAUACUCCAGUGUGUUUAUUAUUCAAACCAGUUUUCAUAGACCAGCAACGAUGUAGGAUAAUUUGUCUCAGGAUUUGUCAUGGCAUUUCUUUGUGCUCAUCUAGUUUUUCUUCUUUAAGAAUAUAUUUUCUUAAUUUACUUUAACAAGUUG
This is a messenger RNA of Camarhynchus parvulus, 1788 nucleotides long. RefSeq names its product autophagy related 5 (gene ATG5). The coding region runs from base 118 to 945 and encodes 275 amino acids. Gene Ontology annotation, cellular component: Atg12-Atg5-Atg16 complex; phagophore assembly site membrane; cytoplasm. The record is from RefSeq and is a predicted model, not a curated record. The transcript has 8 exons. Lineage: Eukaryota; Metazoa; Chordata; Aves; Passeriformes; Thraupidae. Gene Ontology annotation, biological process: nucleophagy; autophagosome assembly; cellular response to nitrogen starvation.